Messenger RNA from Penicillium hordei, 999 nucleotides. RefSeq lists its product as uncharacterized. The record is from RefSeq and is a predicted model, not a curated record. The transcript is spliced from 3 exons. NCBI's taxonomy places the organism in Eukaryota, Fungi, Ascomycota, Eurotiomycetes, Eurotiales, Aspergillaceae. The coding region runs from base 1 to 999 and encodes 332 amino acids.
AUGCAGUCAGAAGAGCAGCCUCGAACGAUUGUCGUCCUAGGGUCUACAGGUCAUCAGGGCAGGGGUGUGGUCGAAUGUCUUCUUCGCGAGCCUGGGUUGGAAACAUGUCUCGUCCGUGCUGUUACACGAGACCUCAAAUCUCCUGCUGCUAGACAAUUGCUGGAAGACUAUCAAACCCCCGAUGGGCGUCUCAGUCUCAUCACAGGCGAUGUUUAUGACCCUGAGGGCCUUAAGAAUGCUUUUUCGGGGGCAUACGGCGUGUUUGCAGUUACUAGCGAACACUUCCCCAAGAGAAUUGACACGGAUGAGGACAUGAAGCAUGAACUUCAAGCUGGUUUGAAUAUCAUAUCUGCUGCGAAGCUCUGCCAGAUACAACACUUCGUUUUUAGCAGCUUGCCAAAUAUGAAGCAAGUGACAGACGGUCGCUUCGAGAAACUCUUCCACAUGGAUAAUAAAUAUAUAAUUGAACAAUGGGCCAAGCGAGACUUAGCUGCCGUCACUUGUCUUCUUCCGGGAUUCUUCCUUACAAACCUAAACCGGCCCCAGUACUGUCGUCGUGAAAAUGGGGUCGUCCGUUUUUGUCCGCCGAUUCCCGGGGACAAGUGCGUGCAGUGGCUAGACCCGGUACAUGACAUGGGUGUUUUUGCAGCAAGGGUUUUUGCCCUCGGAGUUUCGAAAACGAAGGGUAAAAACUAUGUUGUGGAAGCACCCAAGCUGCGUAUGCAAGAUUUUGCAACUAUUUUUACACGCGUCACUGGUCAUCAGGCCAUUUAUUCGCCGAUAACUUUGGAUGAGUGGGCUGAUUUGGCAUCGGAAGCAGUCGGGCCCGGUUUUAAAGAAGACAUCCGGCAAAUGAUGGAAUGGGCCUCAAUCAUGCCUGAUGACAAGAUUUGUUAUGGGGCCCUUGAUCCGACAGAGGAUCCUUCUUGGGAAGAUCUUGGUCUUAGUGCCAGUAGCUUUGAAGACUGGCUAAAGCGGACAGGGUGGACUGGACCUUAG